This is a messenger RNA of Saccoglossus kowalevskii, 1238 nucleotides long. Its product is annotated as nucleosome-remodeling factor subunit BPTF-like. Gene Ontology annotation, molecular function: RNA polymerase II cis-regulatory region sequence-specific DNA binding. Gene Ontology annotation, biological process: regulation of transcription by RNA polymerase II. The record is from RefSeq and is a predicted model, not a curated record. Lineage: Eukaryota; Metazoa; Hemichordata; Enteropneusta; Harrimaniidae. Gene Ontology annotation, cellular component: NURF complex.
GUAAAUAUUCGUGAAGACAUAGCAGAGAGUAUGAAUGAAUAUGUAUGUAGUGAAUGUAGGUCACAGAAAGAAGAAAGAGAUGAAGAAUUGUAUUGUAUAUGUAGACAGCCAUAUGAUGAAUCGCAAUUUUACAUCGGCUGUGAUAGAUGUCAAGACUGGUUCCAUGGAAGAUGUGUUGGUAUAUCACAGACAGAAGCUGAUAACAUUGAGAAGUAUCUCUGUCCAAAUUGUCAGUCUUCUAAAGUUCAGAAAAGCAAUACCAAAGAUCUGACCAACAGGGAUUAUGACCAGUUAAGACGAUUAUUACGACAAUUACAGAGUCAUAAGAUGGCAUGGCCAUUCUUAGAUCCUGUCAGUGAAAUAGAUGCACCUGACUAUUAUAGAGUAAUUAAGGAACCAAUGGAUUUAUCGACUUUGGACGACAAGAUGCGCAACAGGCAGUAUAGAAAGUUGGGUGAAUUCAUUGGUGAUGUGACAAAAAUCUUUGAUAAUUGUCGUUUUUAUAAUCCUUCUGAUUCUCCAUUUUUUCAGUGUGCUGAUGUUUUGGAGAAGUUUUUUGUACAAAAAAUUAAAAUGAUUCAACAGACUAUCAGUCUUUGAGAAUAGUCAUCAUUGUCUUGGUGAUAUUUAUUAUUAGGUUUGUAAUGAUCAAUAGUAAGAAAGUUUUAAUUUUUUUUUUCUUGAAUAUAAACUGAAUAACUUUCUAUUUUAUAUUGAAUUACAUCAUCGAUAUUGAAGAUGAUAUCCCUCAUACUGUAUAUUUAUUAAUAGAUUAUGAAUUAAUUUAAGCUCUGAGAGUGACACAGGGAAAUAACAGUGCCUAUUUAUAAAGUAAUAAAUGCUGUAUUGUCUAUGAGGCACCGAGGGCGCUGCUGCGGCAAAUGUUAGAUUAACAUCAGUAUUUUGGGGAAGUGUUAGAUUUUCACUCAUUGUACAUACAACCCUAGGAUUUCUGAGUAAUGUUUAAUUAAUGGAAACAAUAAUUAACGUUGCUCCACCUUUUGUAAAUGGCCCAAACUGUUAUAAUGAAUACAUUAACAGUUUGCAUCUGUCAUUGGCAAUGUGCAUUAAAGUAGAAUUGUCAUGCACUAAUGCUUGUAGACAUUCUGUGUAUUUUAUAUUUUUGUUUUUCUAUCAUAUUUAUUAUUACAUUCACAUUAUUUGGUUACUAUAGUUGGCUUCAAAUCAUGUAACUUUUUUUGUGAGUUUAAUAAAGAUGUCUUUCAAAAUACAGGAAA